Messenger RNA from Aureobasidium musti, 1098 nucleotides. Lineage: Eukaryota; Fungi; Ascomycota; Dothideomycetes; Dothideales; Saccotheciaceae. The record is from the annotation of a GenBank genome assembly.
AUGGCACGCAAGCCAACAAAGACGCUUGACGAGAACGAAGCGGCGGUCCCAAACAUUGGGGAUCGCAAAGGAAGCAAGGACCUGCUCGAGUAUCUCGAAGAGCUGCUACUAAAAGCAAAUAUUUUGAACCGGAUACUGAGAACGAAUCUGAGGGCGAGGGAAGCCCCUGAAGAUGAAUCAUCCAGUGCUGUAGUGGAAUCCGAGGAUGACUCUGAUGUCUCCUCAGAAGCAUUGUCUGAAGAAGAACAGCGCCCGCAGAAGCGAAGAGCACUCGCAUCUUCAAAAGCAACCGAAUCUGCUCCAGUUUCAGUUGAAAAGGGAAAAGAACUUUGGCGUCAAGGUGUCAGCACUGGGCUUGCACCUGGAACUCAGGUCAUCAUCAAGAAGCCAAAGCCUAGAACUCCAGGAAACACCCCCUACUCCGAUACCACGAUACAUCCUAACACUAUGCUGUUCCUCAAGGACCUCAAAGCGAACAAUGACCGAGAAUGGCUCAAAAUGCAUGACGCCGAUUACCGCUCAAGUCUCAAGGACUGGAACACUUUCGUGGAGUCCCUGACCGAAGAACUUACCAAGAUUGACGACACUAUCCCAGAACUGCCACUGAAGGAUGUGGUUAGUGGAGGCUACUGGUCUCCAGAUGCGCGAGCUCUGGCAGCUCUUCGCACCACCAUCGACGAAAACCCGCAGCGGCUGAAGGAUGUCUUGAUGAACGACAAGAUGCGAGCUGAGUUCCUCUCAGGCAGUUCGACAAAGGCGGCUGUGAAGUCUUUCGUCAAGACGAAUGCAGAAACCGCGCUGAAGACUAAGCCAAAGGGCUACGAUGCUGGUCAUCAGGACAUCGAUCUUCUACGCCUCAGACGCUUCACGGUCGGCACCAAAUUGACUGACGCUGAGGUCCUUGACGCGCAAGUCCUGCGCCGAAUUGCGGAUCUGUUCUCGGCGUUGCACCCGUUUAUCGCUUGUUUGAACCGUAUCGUCCUCCCGGACCCCGACGAUGAAGACGACGAGGACGAGGACGAGGAUGAUCAGGAUGAAGACGAUGAAGAAGCCUCGGGCGAGGACGAAGAGUCCGGAGAAGAGGCCUCCGAUGCUUAG